Messenger RNA from Aspergillus chevalieri, 231 nucleotides. RefSeq lists its product as uncharacterized. The record is from RefSeq and is a predicted model, not a curated record. Bases 1 to 231 code for a protein of 76 amino acids. NCBI's taxonomy places the organism in Eukaryota, Fungi, Ascomycota, Eurotiomycetes, Eurotiales, Aspergillaceae. The transcript has 2 exons.
AUGUCCUAUUCUAUCUUGAUCAACGGAAAGGGAAGGGUCAAUUGUCGCGAUCCUGGAUAUUUGACGGACAUGGUCCCCACGUCGUUGAAAUCAGUGCUUCAGGGUAUGAACUAUACGGUAAAAGGGUAUUUCGGUCCCGGGAAAACUCUGGUCAUGGUUACUGACUGGAAAUUGAAGAUGCGCUCCACUUCAAAACACCUUUGCCCAAACAACGUUUUCGCACAACUUUAG